CUUUCGGUAUUUUGUCAAAAAUCCACAAAGAAAAAUCAUUUAAACUAUAGUUUCUACCUUUUCAAAUUUUCCAAUAUGUUAACUGUCUUAAUUAGGUUGUGAGAUGUGUUUUGUUGCUAAUUCUUUGUGUAUAAUUUUCGCCACUAAAUAUACUAUUUUUUGUCUCUUCUAUCUCUUAAAAAAGCGGGUUUUAGCUCUCGAUAUAUCGACAGUAUCAAACUACAGACCCUAUCAAAACAUUUUGCCUCUGUUCUUUUUUGUUUCAGCUUUAUAAAAUACUUUUAUAAAUUGUUUCCAGGAAUAGAUCAAAAAAUGAUAGGGGAAAUUCUUUUAUAUCUGCAAUAUACUUGAGAAAUAUUGCCGAUUACAACAAAACAACAAAUAGAAGAGGAUUGUGUAGGUGGCUUAGAGGAUUCAGGCACCAGAAAUUGAUGUGUUUGAAUAAGAAAGGUUUAGCUGAAUUGCUGCAAGAUUAUAUAAAAUUGACCGUAGAAUCAUGUAUACACCAGUUUCAAUAUGAACAAUGGGCUUGUCUUCGCCAGAGAAAAUUUUUCAGGAAAAUUUAUAGAGAAACGGCUUUGAUGUAUUCAUUGUCGACGUCAGCUUACAUGUACUUGGUGGCAAAAGCUUGUGCAGCUGGUAAAUUAGAAAACUGCAAGUGUGCUAGUCAUGGAAAGUCUGAUAAUUCUUCUAAUUGGCAAUGGGGUGGUUGCGGAGAUAAUACAAAAUUCGCGAGGAAUUUAACCUACAGAUUUUUUCAACUAAGAAAGAAAGGUGACAUGAAUCAAAGUCUUCUCAGACAUAAUAGUGAAAUUGGGAUAAGAGUUGUCAUGAAAAAUGAAGAGAUAGUUUGCAAAUGUCAUGGAUUAUCCGGUUCCUGUACUUACAAAACUUGUUUCAAAAAAAUUCGUCCUUUCGAAAAUAUUGUGAAAGAACUAAGAAACCACUACCAUAAUGCCAUCAAGGUAGAAUCAAGUAAUAACUAUCAACUACACAAGAAAGGAAACAGGAAAAAUUUGUUGUAUCAAGAAAAUAGUCCGAACUUUUGCCCCUCGACAGUAGGAAGACGAUGCGAGGAUGCAGGUAACUGCGAUACGUUAUGUUGCGGUAGAGGAUUUUCUACCUUAACUAAUAAAGUGAAAGAAAAUUGUAAAUGUAGAUGGCGCAACGAUAGUUCUUACCAAUUAACUUGUCAGCAAUGUGAGAAAGAACAACUGAUUUAUAUUUGCCAAUAACUUUUGUGAUUUUUGUACCAACUGUAAGUUUUUAAAUUAAACAAAAUUUUAUUUGAA
Molecule: messenger RNA, 1292 nt
Organism: Diorhabda sublineata
Lineage: Eukaryota; Metazoa; Arthropoda; Insecta; Coleoptera; Chrysomelidae
Gene: Wnt4
Product: protein Wnt-9a
Exons: 4
Coding region: 432-1235 (267 amino acids)
Biological process (GO): cell fate commitment; multicellular organism development; canonical Wnt signaling pathway
Cellular component (GO): extracellular region
Molecular function (GO): frizzled binding; cytokine activity
Source: RefSeq, a predicted model, not a curated record